Molecule: messenger RNA, 1011 nt
Organism: Girardinichthys multiradiatus
Lineage: Eukaryota; Metazoa; Chordata; Actinopteri; Cyprinodontiformes; Goodeidae
Gene: cryba2b
Product: crystallin, beta A2b
Exons: 5
Coding region: 184-774 (196 amino acids)
Biological process (GO): visual perception; lens development in camera-type eye
Molecular function (GO): structural constituent of eye lens
Source: RefSeq, a predicted model, not a curated record
CUUUCAGACGGCCUGCUCAGCUGCUGAGUGUGCAAGGCUGCUGGGCAAAUGGUGUGCCGCAGGUCCAGGGGGCCCAGCCCUAUAAAAACACAGGCGAGGGUCUUCUCGCCGACAUUGAUUAUACUGGAUCUGUCCCACCUCAGUACCGUCUAGAAGCAGCCCCCAAAGGGAGAAGCAGCAGCCAUGAAUCCUCAACAGAUGGAGCAGAUGGGCCAGUUCAAGAUCACAGUCUGGGAGGAGGAGAACUUCCAGGGAAAGCGCUGUGAGUUUAUGCUGGAGUGCCAGAACAUCAUGGAGAGGGGCUUCAACAAGAUCCGUUCCAUCAAGGUUGAGAACGGACCGUGGGUGGGCUACGAGUACCCAGAGUUUCAGGGACAGCAGUUUAUCCUGGAGAAAGGAGAUUAUCCUCGUUAUGAGGCCUGGAGUGGAAACAGCAGUUACAGAACCGAACACAUGCUUUCCUUCAGACCCAUUAAGUGUGCUAACCACAGUGACAGCAAGGUGACCCUGUACGAGUGUGAGGACUUCCAGGGUCGUAAGUUUGAGAUGUGCGAUGACUACCCCUCCCUACAGGCCAUGGGUUGGUGCAGCAAGGAGGUGCCCUCCAUCAAAGUCAACUCGGGAGCCUGGGUGGCCUACCAGUUCCCCGGUUACCGUGGCUACCAGUACAUCCUGGAGAGAGACAGACACCAAGGCGAGUACAGAAAUUACAACGAGUUCAGCACCCAGGCUCACACCAACCAGGUGCAGUCCAUUCGUAGGAUCCAGCACUAGAUCUUCACUCUGCCUGCCUGAACCAACCUUAAAAAAAUAAAAAGAAAGAAAAAAAAAGGAAAGAAACUUUCUUUCUAAUUGCUUCCUCACCUCGAACGCUGAACAGACCUCUGUCACAGAACAGUAGCCCAAUUCUUUCUGUCACUCUGUGGCUCUGGGUGUAUGGAUAUAAACUUCUAAUACCAUGCUGAAGCAUGUUCUUGAAAUAGGAAAUAAAGGCUUUUCUUCCAAACUUGA